AAGUAGUCAGAGAAAGUAGGCAUAAGAAAACAAUGAGGGAUCGAGGGAGAAACAGAUUAACGUUGAGGCAGGUAUAACACAGCAUUUAGUUAAUAGCUUCGGAUUCGUUUAUGGGUAACAUUAGAAAAGAAACAUUAAGAUCACUUAAGUCGAGGGCAUCAUAUAUGUACUUUUUACCUAAAAUAGUGGCUAGCUAGUUGCUAACGUUGCUGUUGGUGUAACUCAACUUAGCAAACAUGUCAUAUAAAAUGUUCCUCGUCUUUUUUCAUGGCAGUCAUUUAGCUUUAUCUGACUUUAAAGAAAGGAAGCAACAAUGUAAUGAGUAACGUUACAGAGACAUCAUGCAGGACAAUCCUCGGAUCAGUAUUGGACUAACUUAGCAGGAAACUGUUAGCUAGAUAGUUUUUUUUAACUGUGCCUUUAAUGGAGAGAAGCAGCGAGGAAGAGGCCCCUACUGAUGAAGAGGAUGGAGACCAGACUGCCUGUUGGAUUAGGAAACCAGGCAGGUCAGAGGAUGGAGAGGUUGAAGUGACACCAGCCUGUAAGCCAUUCACAGAUCUCUCUUCAUCCUCAUCUUCCUCUUCCUCUGUGGUGUCUCUGACUCCACCCCUGCCUCCCUUCCAAGCGCUGUUGACUGACACAAGGCUGACCCUAGAUGUGUACAAGGGAGGAGCGGCUAUGCUUCCUUUGCUCUGGGGGUCUAUCCCGGAGCAGCUGAGGGGCCUCCAGUACCUGAGACUGGGCUCUGAGGACAAACCAGCUCUGGAUACUGCACUGGAUGUCCUUCCCCAUCUGACAGAGCUGCGAUCAUUGGCUGUUCGGGGACACUGUUUUUUUGACUCGCAUGGUGACCCGCUGCCUGGCCUCCUCACCAUCUUGCCAGCAUCUGUUUCAUCCCUCUCUCUUCUGGUGCACCUGGAUCUCUCCUUCAACCAGCUCUCCUGUCUGCCAUCCUGCCUUCUGAUCCUGCCUGUGUUGUCCUCUUUGCUCCUCUGUAACAACCACCUCUCAGCUUUGCCUCCUGAUAUAGGCCAGCUAUCCUCCCUCAUCUACCUCUCCCUCCUGGGAAACGAGCUGGUCUCUCUUCCCCCGAGUCUGGGUCAGCUGCAAGCACUAGAGACACUAGAUAUUUCACAUAACCUCCUUCAGCAGUUACCUGAUGAAAUUGGUUCUCUGGAGGGGCUUGUUAAGCUGGAAUUGUCUCACAACAAGCUGAAGCAGCUGCCAGAUAGCAUGGGCUCCCUUCAUGCUCUCAGGGAGCUUGUCAUCUACAGCAAUGCAAUCCGUCUGAUCCCACAUUGUCUUAACAAACUGCCUCUGCUGAAAAUCGAUGUGCGUGACAAUCCUUUGGGACGACCCCUAACACCUCCCCCUCUCCCUCCUGCACCUGAUCAAGCAGAACCAAAAAUCCAAGAGUUGCACCUCGGAUUUAAUGAGCACAGUUUCUGUGUUUCGUCUGCUGGGUCUCAUGUGUUUCUCCCAGGGGGGGCUGAGCUCCUGUUCCCCCCGGGGUGCCUGGUGACAACCACAAAGCUGAAGUGGGUUGAGAAAAGGCCAGAAAGGAAGAUGGUGAGGCUGGAGGAGCAUGACAUCUUGCUGAGUCGUCCACUGGAACUGAGUCCUCAUGGAAUUACGUUUCUAAAGCCUGUAGAGGUGUGUGUGCCAUAUCAUCGGGCAAAAAGAAGGGAAGUGGUGGUGCAGAAGUUUGACGGAGAGUCAUGGAGCAUUCUUCCCACAGUCCUGCGAAGAGGAAGCGAAGGACAUAGCAGCCACCCUGGUGGGCGACCGGCCAGGCUGGCCUGCUGCUCAGUGAGCCAGUUCUCCUGGUUUAUGGCAGUGUCCCGUCCAGUUAAGGACAGUUGCUCUGUUACACCAGCUGGAGCCCUGCUGGUAUCCAGCGCUGACCCUGGAGUUAAGCUCCAGUUCCCUCCCGACUCCACCGUGCAGACGCGCGAUAUAACCCUACAGGUGUUGCAGGUGUCUGUGUCAGAGGUGCAGGCACUGUGUGGAGACCCUCAGGCCACAGUAAGCCCUCUCCUCUGCCUCUCACAGACUCCCAGCAUACUGUUCCUGCAGCCUAUCAAAGUUCAGAUCCCUCUGCCACCUGGAGUCACAGGUCAUACAGUCGAUACCUCUUGUUUGCAUCUGCUACACGGAGACCCCACUGCCCAAACCUGGACUGACAUUACAUCUGAAGUGUCUCUUGACGUCACACAUAUGUAUGCAAUUUUCUACAUCACACAUUUCUCCUGGUACUGGCUUUGGUACACCACUCAGCGCUGUGUUGGUGGCGUGGUCAGGAAGGUCUAUCAGAAGCUGAAACAGUUUAAAGUCCAGUUCCUCGUCUUGCAGAGGAAGACUGAUCCUUCUCAAGUUAUGCUGCAGUGUUUACCUUCCAACAAGGUGGACAGCAGAGUUCAGUCUCUGUCGGAGCAAUAUGACGGACCUCAGCCUUCGGACCUGUGUGACCUGCUGGAAGGAGAGCAGUUCUUCGCCGGCUUUGAGAAGGGCUUGGAUAUCAGCACAGAGAGUCCAGACUGUGUGGCGGGUAGACUGCGUUUUGAGUUUUACUCCAGCAUGAAGAAUCUGAAGGAAGUGUACAUCUGUCCGGCUCAGGGUCAGAAGGGGCCAGUGAGGGGACAAGUGUCUUUUUAUAGAGGGGAGAUUCCCAGUAAUCUACCAGAAGAAGUGGCGAGGAAGAGGAAAGGACCAGACAGCCAGUGGCUUUCGACUUUACCACUAAGACUUCCUGCUCUAAACUCAGAAAAUAAUUUCAUCAUGGAAGAGCACCAGUAUCCUCCUCUGAACCUGGGUGACCCUGAGAGCGGCUACUUGACGGAGGCCAACCUGCUGUCCAUCUCUCUUCAGAUAGGACAGGACUGGCGUGGUAUCGGUAUCAAUCUUGGCUUAAGCUACCAGGAAUUGGACCGCAUCCAGUUCAAGUACAGGGACAACCUGGGAGCCAUGGUGCUGGAGAUGCUGUUCCACUGGGCCCGCGGACAGAGCAAAGCAGGACCGGGAGCAGCGUCCAGGCUGGUGGCCGCCAUGAUGGAGAGCGGCAGGACAGACCUGGGAGAGAUUGAGGACAUUGUCAGUAUAGGAAGGAGAAAGUACUCAGAGUCACUGAGGAGAGUGGGCCUAGAGGGAGAGAGCUCCUCCCUCGCUGAAGCACAGCAGUAGAUGCCCCCUCGCUGGGUGCAGAUGGCUGACUUACACUUGAGUAACCUGUUUGUUUACAACGUGCCCCCUUCAUCUCAUCCUGCUGUCUAAACAACUGUCCUGGAGUUAAAAAAUCUAUCUUAACACAAUCACGAUAGCCAGUUAAGAGCUGGCGGCACCUUUAAAAGACCUGCAGAAGACAGAGGAAAUGGAUGGACUGCAUUGAGAUGAUGACCCGAGGCUGGUUUUACCACUUUUAUAAAACUGUCUUGGUAUACAAGACAACGCUAUUUAUGAUUUCUGCAAAGCGAAUAUAAAACUAAUAUGAAAAGAAAAAAGUAUAUUCAUGGUAAGUCAAAGUUAAGAGAUACUAAGUGACAAUUCUUGAACUGACUUGCAUCAUAAUUGUGAUCAUCAUCAUCAUCAUCAUCAUCAUCAUUUUGACUCAGUAUCUCAUAAUUGUGACUUAGUAUCUCAAAAUGCUGCCUCAUGAGUUUAAAAAGUAAGUCUGAUUUUGGAACAUGUUAUUGUUAUUUAUUGGCAGGAAAGUCAACAUUACCUGUCCAGGACAGAGUUAAGAGGCAGAGCAGACACUGGAAACCGGUUUUACUAUGGAGGCCUGAAUCACUUAGUGAAAAUGCAAGAGGUGGCAAUUCUUACGGUCAUUACAUCUCUUCCUUGUGUGCUUUUUGUCAUCUAGAAACCAGAUAGCUGUGGUACAUAUCAGUGAAUUAUCAGGAAUUUAUAAUAAAACAAGUUUUGAUGUA
Messenger RNA from Eleginops maclovinus (Patagonian blennie), 3926 nucleotides. It is a transcript of the gene pidd1, whose product is annotated as p53-induced death domain protein 1. Gene Ontology annotation, biological process: apoptotic process; DNA damage response; signal transduction. NCBI's taxonomy places the organism in Eukaryota, Metazoa, Chordata, Actinopteri, Perciformes, Eleginopidae. Gene Ontology annotation, molecular function: protein binding. The record is from RefSeq and is a predicted model, not a curated record.